CGCAGGCGCGGAAGAGAAGACGGGAGGGAAUUAAGAGAGGGGAAGAAAGUUUUGGCGCAGGCUGGCUUGGCCGUUUUGCCGAGGGGGGUAGCGGCUCCCUUCCGGGUAUUGGCAGCGUUAUAGACCUGUAGUAUGGAUUCGAGCGAGGUGACUAAUACACUGGAACAGGCCGGGCACUCUCACCGGGGCAGCGUGUCGUCCUCUGUAGCAAGGCACUCUGAAGUCCUGAUUUACCUGGUGAACAACUCCAUCAUUCAGCUGUCCGUCGAGGGCCUGUCAUCUCUCACAGCAGGGGAGCUGGCCAGGACGGUCCGAGAGGUGUUGCGGUUACCCGAUCAGGCUUACGAGGUUUUUUCCUUCUGGCUCACCUCGCCCUUUCUCGAACUGCAGCUGAAACCCAAGCACUGUCCAUACAAGCUCAGCCGUCAGUGGCAGGACCUCCUCUACCGCUUUACCAAAUGUUCCGCUCACGACAUCGUUCACGAUGAACCUAUCUUACAGUAUCGAAAGAACGUAUUCUUCCCCAAGAGCAAAGAGAUGCAGAUCAAGGACAAAGGCAUUCUCCGACUGCUCUACGAAGAGGCCAAGUGUAAUAUUCUGGAGGGCCGGUAUCCCUAUGACCUGGAGGACUGCAUUCAAGUCGGGGCCCUCGCUUGCCGAAUUGAGCUCGGCCCUUUCGACCAGGAACAGCACAAUCCGGCCUUCCUCAGGGGGAAAAUCGACCUGUUCCUCCCCACGCACCUGUGCAAGAAGCACGGCGGGCUGCUGUCGGCGUUCCGGUCCCGCGGGGCCAGGCAGCAGAGCUACGAAGAGAUGCUGCUGGAGUCCUUCAGGCAGCUGGUGGACGACGCCGCGUGCGAGGAGACGGAGGCGCUGAAGCUGCUCUGCCACCGGUAUCUGCAGAAGUGUCACCUGCUGCUGUAUUAUGGCUCCGCGAUGUUCACAGGCCAGAUUGACAGGCCAGCUCAGAGUUUCCUGCAGCGGAAUGGACGCAAGUCAGUAACCAUAGCGAUCAGUCUGGAUGGUGUAUCUGUCAUGGACAGUAAAGAAAAGUGUGUGCUCUUGGCUCUGUACUUUCAUGAGCUCUCGUGGGAUUAUACGUCCUCCGAGGAUGAAGACUCUGAUGACAUCUUGUGGCUGGAGUUUGACGGCGAGGAGGGGGGAGCUGUGGUAAACAAGCUUCUGAAGAUCUACUCCAAGCAGGCGGAGCUGAUGAGCGGCAUGAUCGAGUACUGUAUCGACUUCAACAACGCCUCUGAGACGCCUCCGGCGCAAGACGCCGUGGCUGCCAAGCCCCCAAAGCCAGCGGAGAAGCGCGGCAAACUGAGAAGGCAAAGCAGCGUGGUGUGCAAUCGGAUCCAGCAGCUCUCGACCAUAGACUACGUGGAGGAGGGUAAAGAAAUCAAGAGGGUGAAACCCAAGAGGGCAGCGUCCUUCUUCACGAGGCAGCUGUCCCAGGGCCCGGCCGCUUACAGCGCGGUGGAAGUCGCAGAGACGCUGGAGCAGGGCUGACGUGGUCGACGGAGAUGGCAGCCCUUCCGGGAAAGGAGAAUGAAUUCUUCAGGAAGACUGAAGGGGUGUGUGGGGGAGGGUGGGAAUUGAAGCAAAAAGUUUUUCUCAGCAGCCAAAAAUCCUUUGGAGAUUCAAAGAGGCCGCAAGCCCACGACUGCUGCGAACAAUCUCUGAAACUAAGGUGCCACAGUAUUUGGUAAUCCCCGAUACCUAGUAUUGUACCUGGCGCCUAUAGAAACCGUGUAGAAAAAGAUUUAAUAUGUAUAAUAUAUAAUCUUUUAUUUAAAAAGACAAUGAAUAGAGAUAUAGAUAUGUCGUGUCAUAUAACGUGCGGCAGUCCCUGCACUUCUUGGUCCUUUAAAUUUCCUGGAGGGGUGGGAGGAGAGUAUGCAUCCCUUGCUGAUGAGGGAAGAAUCUCCUUGCUAUCUCCUGUGAAUCUUAGACAGACCUUCCUCAAUGAACGCCAAGCUCCAUUGUAUCUGACAAAUUGUGGGGCCAGGGAGCUCUUCAUACAGAUCCAGUGAAGGGUUGAGUUUGGGGAGGGGGGGGGUUGUUGAUGGAGUUGGGAUCACUUUUUUAAAAAGAAGUAGCACUUGCUGAGUAUUUUAAGUGUAAAGCCAAAAGAGAAAAUAUUUUAGCCUGUGGAGAAAGGGGCUUUUCUCAUCUGCGAGCAAACCAUUGAAGCCUGGUGCUUGCCUUUUCCUCGGUGUUACUAAUGUCCAGCAUUAUCUUUUAGUUCGCUCUUCCGUGGUUCUUGUUAUGUUUUGAGUGCUUUGGAAUUUUUUUUCCCGGGUGUCAGCAGGCGCAGGGACAGGAGGGCCAGCAAACUUGACCCGAGCACCGUUAAUGUGAAUGCUGAGGUUUGGUCCUGAUCUACGUCAAAAAGGUGGCUCGUGGUCUGAGCCCAAGCACUUCACUACAUUCCUGAUCUUUCAUUUCGACUUCCUUUGCCGCUGCGUGGCGAGUGAUCGUGUUGGGUGGACGUGCGUGGCUUCGGUCAAUUUCGUGUGGAACCCUGGAAAGAUCAGUCUCCAGCGUCCCCCAACCGCAGUCCUGUUUCUAUUUUGCAACCCGCUCCCAGCUUCCGUCAGACCGUCGAUAACCAAAAAAAAAAUCCACGGCUUUGGGACGGCGUAGUGGGGAUCUGUUCACAGCUCAUAUAAACACCCACUUCUAUUUAAUGCACACCGACAACUUGGGAAAAGUCACAGUUACAAGCUGAAAGUAUUCAAUCAAAGCUGGGAAGGGUUAAAGGUAUUAUUUCAAUACUGGGGGUGGGGUGGGUGGAGGAAGUAUUACAUUCCUAAUAGACUCCUCUCACUGCUGUAAAUUUUGCGCUGGCAGUUCUGAUUCUCCAGCAAAGCUGUCAGUGAAUGUGUAAUGCCCCACUCUACCCCUGGAAAACUAAAAGACGGAAGUUCUGGACUGCACUGAAAUGAGCCCAAAGAAAGCUGCUGGGUACUGUUUCCAUUUCUGAUUGCACUACGAAAGGUAACUUGAUUCCAGAAAAGUAGUUUAGGAGUUUUAACUUUAUUUUUAAGUGGUUUAAUCUGCUGUGCACAGAUCAAUGAUUUUUGUGGGAUGCUCCGACUAAUUCUUAAUGCACAUGUUUUAGAUUUGCAAU
This is a messenger RNA of Mobula hypostoma (lesser devil ray), 3136 nucleotides long. It is a transcript of the gene frmd8, whose product is annotated as FERM domain containing 8. Gene Ontology annotation, biological process: negative regulation of canonical Wnt signaling pathway. Bases 133 to 1512 code for a protein of 459 amino acids. Lineage: Eukaryota; Metazoa; Chordata; Chondrichthyes; Myliobatiformes; Myliobatidae. Gene Ontology annotation, cellular component: cytoskeleton; plasma membrane. The transcript has 11 exons. The record is from RefSeq and is a predicted model, not a curated record.